This is a messenger RNA of Zophobas morio, 777 nucleotides long. RefSeq lists its product as uncharacterized. Lineage: Eukaryota; Metazoa; Arthropoda; Insecta; Coleoptera; Tenebrionidae. Gene Ontology annotation, cellular component: membrane. Gene Ontology annotation, biological process: sensory perception of taste. The record is from RefSeq and is a predicted model, not a curated record. The transcript is spliced from 4 exons. Bases 1 to 777 code for a protein of 258 amino acids.
AUGAAACCUUUCGCUACUAUUUACCGUGUUUUAGAUUGGGGUUACUACAACAUACAAAUUUUUGCACCAAUCAGUAGACAAAAGGUGCAAAAUAGCUACAACUACUUUGAGUGCUCUUCUAACAAAUAUUUAAUACUUACUGAGGCAUUUAGAAUUUUAGAUAAAGUCGAUAAGUCACUGCAUAAAUUAAACUCAGAAAUUUCUUUUAAAGGGUUGCGCACGUAUACUCACUGUAUAUUCGGUUUUUUAUCUCUAAUUUUUAUAUUUCCCGUCUAUAAUAAUUUUGUUAUUUUCAAAUCUGUGUUUACACAAAUAUCUGAAUCGAUAGCUUUUGGAACACCUGUACUCUUAAUGUUAACGUUACUAUAUUUUUGGUCUUCUGUGUGUACCACAAUAUAUAACAGAUUUGUUCUAAUUAAUUACCACAUUACACAAAUAAAUUCUGAAAAGUGUACCCAAGUUUAUUUGCAGCAAAAAAUACAUUUUAUGUCAAAACUGCAUCAACAGUUGUGUAAAAGCGUGAAAUGUGUUACAGAGAGCUCGGGAUGUGUUCUUCUUGUUGUGUAUUUCCUGUUCUUAGUUUUUUUCACUGUUGCAAUGCUUAUUUUCUCGGUAUUCAGUAAAAAUACUCUACUUCUGCAGUUAUCACAUGAGAAGAUAGAAUUUACUUUAUGUGGGUUGUUUGAUCUAAAUUUGAAUAAGCUAUUACAGAGUAUUGGAAGUACAAUCACAGUGGUAAUGUUUUUAUUACAAGUCCAGAAAAUUUCACAUGACUGA